Molecule: messenger RNA, 5893 nt
Organism: Coregonus sp. 'balchen'
Lineage: Eukaryota; Metazoa; Chordata; Actinopteri; Salmoniformes; Salmonidae
Source: the annotation of a GenBank genome assembly
ACCUUUCCCAGACCCCCUGUUCCUAUUCCCCCAACAGACACAGAACCCCAGAUUAUACCCAUUAUCAGCACCUUCUCUGACGUAAACAGACUCCUUCAUUCUAGACUGAAAUUCGCUUUCACACAACGCACAUUCCCCCCACUUCAGGAAUUCAGACCCAUAUCAGCUUUCUGCAGAAACCCCAAUUUAAGGGAUCUUAAUUUUAGCCAAAUGUCCAAUAAACCUACUCCUAAACUACCCAUUGAACAACAGUAUUAUAGACAACUUUCACAGAUUCAAAAUCCAAAUGCACAAACCUCCAGUCCUAUUUCACAACUCAUGACCAUUCAAAGCACCAAUAUUGUCUAUGCCAUAACAUGCACACUAUGCCACAACAUUUAUAUAGGAGAAACCGGUCACACAGUCUUGACACGCCUCAAACAGCACCUCUACACAAUUGGAAAAAACAUUAAACACACACCUGGUCCAACAUUUUCAAAUCCACCCAACAACCUCCCUCCGUAUUACCGGUCUGGAGAUGAAAUCCACCUGGACCAGAGGUCAGAGGAAAGCGGCCGAAUCCAGGUGGAUUUCAAAACUUAAUACUUUGACUCCACUGGGGAUGAAUAUCCAGGUAUAAUAGAAAACACUAACAGUGGGAGGGGGUGGGGGCCUAAUUAAGAGGACUGGAGGGGCCACUGGAACGAGGAUUAAGUUGAAAUUAUACUUUUCCUUUUUUUAAAGAAGCAUUUGAUUGCUCAACCUGGUGGUGUCUUUUUUUUUUUAGUACUUUUUGCUGAAUUUUAUUAUAUUACACAUUUUAACAUGACGUGAUUAUUUAUCUAACUAUUUAAUUAUCUAAUUGAUCUGGUAUGCAUGUUUUAAUGUGGUUUUACAUUAAAUUUGGUUUAGGGUUAAACCUUUUAAUCCCAGGUUGUUUUCGAUGAUUGUCUUCCUCCUACUUUUGAAUUGUUGUGGGUGACCCCUCGGAGCUCUCGGUCUCUCAUGUCCUCCCACUUUCUCCAGACCGGUCAAAGGUGCAAUAGGCCUUUGCAACCCAAGGUUUGACACCAAUACAAACAUAAACCCUUGCCUUAACCUAACCCUUAACCCCUAACCCUAACCUAGCCAAUGCCAUUGCUUCCACUUAUCUGCCCGGUUCUCUGCAGAAUAAUCAGUACAAAUUUCAUUUUUUAUUAUCACAGUUUUAUUUUAUACAUUCUCUGUCCACCCCCUCCACGCUUAUUUUACUGACAGACUCUUGGUGAAUUCUUGGCAUUAGACUCUACAGAAAUCAAAGUUUUAUACUUUUUUUUAUCUUGUAGAUUAUACAUAUUCAAUACACAAGCUCCACCUACUUAUGAUAAAGGAAACACUACACUACAGCACAACAAACAAUGCCUAACACACCUUCCACUCAACACACAACUAAGACCUACUUCAAACUGAUACAAGCCAUACACCACAAACAAAUCAUUGAACAUGCACUCAACACUUUCCAGUGGGGAUGAUGAAACCGGUCACUAAACUCAGACUUUAUUAAACCAUCAUCCCCCAACAUAGAGACAAAGCAGAAAGUAGCUGAUAAUACAGAAAAUUGGAUGUCAGCAAAUAUGCAUAUCUUGCAUGAACACUACCAGGCAAUACUAAACACUCUAUCCCCUACAGGCUUCCCGUUUAACAGUAGUGCCUUCCAGACAGCAGUUCGUUGGGCCCAACACAGGUACAGGCACAAAUUACGUGACAGUACAGUCCCCAUAGUGCAAUCACUGUUAGAGGACUCACCAUCCACUAGUGCUUUAGAACCAAAUCCAGCUUUAGCACAGGCCAGACAACCUACUCUAGCCUCAUGGCCAUGUUCCACAGCCACAGCCAGAGCCAAGACCAGCUUACCAACUUCAGGGUCUUCCCCACACGUCCUAGCCGGGACACUACCAUCCACUCUGGCCUCCAGGCUGACUCAAUCCUCCUUAGGAAGGGUACCACGACCAGUUCCGAGACUUGAAGCAAUUAAAGCCCCAACUUUGGCUCCUAGGUCUGUUAGGAACAAACCAACAUCCUCUCCAGAUUUGGCUUGGUCCUCAAGGGGCACUGUUACCAUACCCGUAGCUUCGACACUGACUAAGGCUCCAGAUAACAUACCACCCGUACCUUCCCCAACUCCUAAUAGGGAUACCCUUGCUUAUCCUCAGUUCACCUCACCACCACCUGACCCUGAUGAAUUUAUAGUAGACUUUGAACUUAGAGAGGAGGAAUUUCCCACUCUCCAGUCAAUUAUGGUAAAGACAAAGCACACCAUAGCCCAGACUAAGACCAUCACAGUCCAGGCGCAGGUGAUACACAGACCCUGCAGCCAACUUGAUUCCAGGAGUGCCCCCACAUUGACUAGGGCCACGGAGACCACACAACCACCCCAAACACCAAUUAUCAGCAAUGUAGCGAUUCAAUCUGAUCUAAACAUUUCUGACCUCUCUGGGUCAGACACUAACAUCUCCACUCUUGUUCCAACAGAGGUUCAACUAAAUAAACACCAAACCCCUGCUGAGGUGGUCACUAUGGAAAGAGGAGUAAACGUGGAAAAAGUUGUGAUGAUGGGAGAAAACAAAGGGAAAAUCAAUCCCAAUAGUUUCCUGUCUGAACCUUCCCCAAUACUAACCUCUCCACACACCAGAUACCUCUUACCCACCCCACUUAGUCUGUCUCCAAAAAAUAGGGUUCCUUCAGAGCCCACUGUGAGACUCACCCCUCUGCCUUCACCCAGACACUCUACCCCAACAUCCCCAGCCACCCCCCCAUUCUUGUACCAGCCAACUAGACAUGACAUGACAAACAGAAAAAUCUAUGACUGGAAAAUAAAAUCUCUCAAACCGAUUGCUAUCAUUGGAGAUUCAAAUUUGAAAAGAAUACCCUACCAUCCGUACAAACACAUCCAAAUUGACAGUUAUCCUGGAGCACAGUUCCACCACAUUACUGGGGUAUUGGCAAAAUCUACCCCAAAUCCUAACACCAAGGUGGUUGUGCUGUCUCUGGGGCUGAACAACAAAGAACAAACACAGAAACAAACACCCAUAGGACAACUACAAUCACUUCACAGUAAAGCAACAGUGAUGUAUCCUAAUGCAACCAUUUACUUCCCCAUCAUUAACUACUCUCCCCACCUGUCAGAGAAACAACAAACCAUGUUGAAAUAUAUCAACUCACACAUCGUCACACACUACAACCCUCUAUUAGAAAUCCACCAUUCAGAUUUCCACACAGAGAAAGACAAUAUACACUGGACAGCAGAUACAGGGGCAAAAAUACUCCAACAUUGGAUGGAACAGCUAAAAUAGUGGGGGAGGGUAUGCCUACAUCACAGCCCCUCCACCAAGACACAAACAUCCUUAAUCUUUCAUCCACAUUUCACUUAUCACCCUCUGAGACUCGGCUGCUGGAGAGGGGACUCACUUUUAUCCCCCACACCACUGCAUUCUGACUAUGGGGACCUCCAGAGGGACAUCUACAGGUAUCAUAGAGCUCUGAAACUUUUGGACCACUUUGAUUAUACAUCGGAUUACCGAACCCUACCGUUCACAGCUCCAUCCAGAUGGGAACCAAAAUCACAGACAAUAUCAGCACCCAUUAGGAAACUCAUUAAAACCAAUACAUACAUCAGAGAAUUCCAUACCGCUACCAUAACUUCACAACAGAAUAUCACAGUAGAAGAAAGACAAGCCAUAGCUAAAUUAAGGAAACACAAACAUAUAACUAUAAAACCAGCAGACAAAGGCUCAAAGAUGAUUAUUAUGGACAACCAACAGUACCUCUUUGAAGCUCACCGCCAACUCUCUAACACACAACACUAUACCCCUAUUCCUGCCUCUACACAGAUCCAGACACAAAUAAAAAUUAGACACAUAAUAUUAGAUCUUUAUAAAAAGAAAUACAUUACAUAUAGACAAAAGGAAUAUCUAGAUGGACCAGACUUACCCAGACAGAGACUCUUCUAUCUCCUCCCUAAGAUACAUCAAACACCAGAUACCUGGACAGUCCCUUUUGAGGUCCCGAAGGGAAGACCUAUUGUGUCGGACUGUGGGAGUGAGUCCUCGCCAGCAGCGGAGUUUAUUGACUAUUUCCUCAACCCCAUUUCACAAAGGCACCCCAGCUAUCUGAAGGACACAUACCACUUCAUAGACACGCUUCACAACAUUCCAGUCCCAGCAAACGCAUACCUAUUCACUAUAGAUAUAGAUUCUCUCUACACCAACAUAGAUAUCUUGUCAGGUUUAGCAGCAGUGAAAUCUGCACUCCGGAGAUAUACAGAUCCAGAUAGACCAGACUCACACCUCCUACAGCUUCUAGAGCUUGGAUUAAGAAACAAUGAUUUCACAUUCAAUAAUAAACACUACUUACAGAUUCAUGGGACGGCGAUGGGCAAAAAGUUUGCCCCAGCCUAUGCUAAUAUUUAUAUGGCGGACUGGGAGUUGACAGCCUUAGAUAAAUGCCCAUUGCGUCUCAUGUUUUAUAGACGAUACCUGGAUGAUAUCUUCGGCGUGUGGGAACAUGAUCUGGUACAUUUCAAAACGUUUAUUGAAAUACUCAAUAACCAUCACCCAACCAUAACUGUUAAAUAUGUCAUUCACCCACAUACAAUUAACUUCCUGGAUACAACAAUAUUCUUUCCAGAGACUGACACACACAUAGUCUCUUUACAAACAAAAGUAUACUUUAAAGACACAGACACACAUGCCUUACUUCACAAGUCCAGUUAUCACCCAAAACAUACAUUCACUGGUAUUGUAAAAUCACAACUCAUUCGAUUUCAUAGAUUAUGUACACAACAUAAAGACUUUAAUCUAGCCACACAGACUCUUUUUAGUGCACUGAGAAAGAGGGGAUAUUCAAAGCGAUCACUGAGGUACAUAAAGGCCAACACACUGGCGGGCUUCACCCAGAACAGAUUGCCUGAUCCUCCUAACCCUACCUCUAACCCUAACCCUAACCCUAACCUUAACCUUAACCUUAACCUUAACCUUAACCUUAACCUUACCUCUAACCUUAACCUUAACCCUAACCCUAACCUUACCUCUAACCUUAACCCUAACCUUAACCCUAACCUUAACCCCAACCCUAACCCUAACCUCAACCUUAACCUUAAUCUUAACCUCAAAACUCUCCCGGGAGAACUCUUGACCAGGUACUGACUCCUGACCUGGGGGAACAGCCCACGCCUAUCCCUAUCCCUUUCCCGAUUCUGGGUAUGUAUCCCUAUCCCCCCCAUCCUAUCCCGGUCCUCCACCCUCAGACCUUUCCCAGACCCCCUGUUCCUAUUCCCCCAACAGACACAGAACCCCAGAUUAUACCCAUUAUCAGCACCUUCUCUGACGUAAACAGACUCCUUCACUCUAGACUCAAAUUCGCUUUCACCCAAACACAACGCACAUUCCCCCCACUUCAGGAAUUCAGACCCUUAUCAGCUUUCCGUAGAAACCCCAAUUUAAGGGAUCUCUUAAUUUUUGCAAAGUUUUCCAAUAAACCUACUCCUAAACUACCCGUUGAACAACAGUAUCAUAGACAACUUUCACACAUUCAAAAUCCACAUGCACAAACCUCCAGUCCUAUUUCACAACUCAUGACCAUCCAUAGUACCAAUAUUGUCUAUGCCAUAACAUGCACACUAUGCCACAACAUUUAUAUAGGAGAAACCGGUCACACAGUCCUGACACGCCUCAAACAGCACCUCUACACAAUUAGAAAAAACAUAUUACAAACACACCUGGUCCAACAUUUUCAGAUCCACCCAACAACUUCCCUCCAUAUUACCGGUCUGGAGAUGAAAUCCACCUGGACCAGAGGCCAGAGAAAAGCGGCCGAAUCCAGGUGGAUUUCAAAACGUAAUACUUUGGCUCCACUGGGGAUGAAUAUCAAGGAAUAA